Molecule: messenger RNA, 6227 nt
Organism: Eleginops maclovinus (Patagonian blennie)
Lineage: Eukaryota; Metazoa; Chordata; Actinopteri; Perciformes; Eleginopidae
Gene: cpt1a2b
Product: carnitine palmitoyltransferase 1A2b
Biological process (GO): fatty acid metabolic process; carnitine metabolic process
Cellular component (GO): mitochondrion
Molecular function (GO): carnitine O-palmitoyltransferase activity
Source: RefSeq, a predicted model, not a curated record
CCUCGGAGUGGACCCUCAUCUCGGUCUCAACCUCUCUGUGCUCACAGUGCUUCAGUGUGCAGAAGAAGGGAGGGGUGCUCACAAACACUCUUCUGGAUUCUCAGCGACAAACUUCUGCAUAAAACUCUCCUCAGCAUGGCGGAGGCCCACCAGGCGGUGGCGUUCCAGUUCACCAUCACUCCAGAGGGCAUCGACCUGCAGCUCUCCUACCAGGCUCUGAACCAGAUCUACCUGUCUGGGGUUCGAUCCUGGAAGAAACGCGUCAGCAGACUGAGGAACGGCGUGAUAAAGGGGGUGUACCCGGCCAGCCCCUCCUCCUGGCUGUUCGUCGUCAUAGCGAUCCUGGCCACCAUGUACAUGCGCUCUGAUCCCAGCAUGGGUAUGAUCACCAAGAUACAGCAGCACCUGCCGCUCAGCCUCCACGUGUCUCUGAGCGCUCAGGGGCAGACCAUGCUGUCGGCGCUGCUCUUCAGCACUCUGCUCUGGCUCAGCCUCAUCCUGGCUCUGAGGUUCUGCCUGAAGCUGCUGCUCUCCUACCAUCAGUGGAUGUUCGAGCAGCACGGACGAGUCUCCAACACCACCAAGAUUUGGGUGAGCCUCCUCAGGCUGUUGUCCAGCAGGAAGCCUCUGCUCUACAGCUACCAGACGUCUCUGCCCCACCUCCCUGUUCCUGCCAUCAAAGAGACUCUGAGCAGGUACCUGCUGUCGGCGCGCCCCCUGCUGACGGAUGAAGGCUAUGAACGGAUGACUAAACUGGCCACUCAGUUUGAGAACAACCUGGGGAACCGGCUGCAGAGAUACCUGAAGCUCAAAGCUCUGUGGGCCACCAACUACGUGAGCGACUGGUGGGAGGAGUACAUCUACCUGAGGGGCCGGGGGCCCAUCAUGGUCAACAGCAACUACUACGGCAUGGACUUCCUGUACGUCACUCCCACCACGGUGCAGGCGGCUCGGGCCGGAAACACCAUCACCGCCCUGCUGCUGUACCGUCGCAAGGUCAACCGCGAGGAGCUCAAACCGAGUCGUGUUCCAGGCACCGUCAUCCCUCUGUGUGCUGCGCAGUGUGAGAGGAUGUUCAACACAACACGCACACCAGGAGAGGAGACAGAUGUGCUGCAGCACUGGCAGGACAGUGAGUUUAUCGCAGUUUACCACCGGGGCCGCUUCUUCCGCCUCUGGGUUUACCGGGCCGGCCGGCUGCUCUCUCCCAGAGAGAUCGAGCACCAGAUCCAGAGGAUCCUUGAAGACCCGUCCACCCCACUGCCCGGAGAGGAGAAGCUGGGAGCACUGACUGCCGGGGACAGGGUUCCUUGGGCUCAGAUCAGGAAGCAGUAUUUCAGCUCUGGCAUCAACAGGCGAUCUCUGGAUAUCAUCGAGAGAUCGGCCUUCUUCGUGACGUUGGACGAUGAGAGCAGGGCAUGAGGAGAUGACCCGAUGGGAAACCUGGACCGCUACGCCAAGUCCAUCCUGCACGGGAAGUGCUACGACCGGUGGUUCGAUAAGUCUUUCUCUAUCGUGAUCUACAAGAACGGGAAGAGUGGCCUGAACGCGGAGCACUCCUGGGCAGACGCUCCCACCGUGGCUCAUCUCUGGGAGUACACACUGGCCAUUGAUGCCUUCCAGCUGGGAUACACUGAGGACGGUCACUGCAAGGGAGACGUCGACCGAUCACUGCCCCCCCCACAGAAACUCAUCUGGGACAUUCCCUCAGAGGUGCAGGCUCAGGUGAGCCUCUCUCUGGCCGUGGCUCAGGCUCUGGCCGACGACGUGGACUGUCACGUGUUUCCCUUCAGAGAGUUCGGGAAGGGGCGAAUCAAGAAGCUCCGAGUCAGCCCCGACGCUCUGAUCCAGAUCGGCCUGCAGCUCGCCUACUUCAGGGAUCGUGGUGGUUUCUGUUUGACUUACGAGGCGUCGAUGACCCGUUUGUUUAGGGAGGGUCGGACGGAGACGGUGCGAUCCUGCUCCAACGAGAGCUGCUCCUUCGUCAAAGCUCUGGAGGCUGGAGAGGAAGGGGACCAGUGCAGACGUCUCUUCCGUCAGGCGUCAGAGAGACACCAGAAUCUUUACCGGAUGGCGAUGACCGGAGCGGGAGUGGACAGGCAUCUAUUCUGUCUCUACGUGGUGUCCAAAUACCUGGGCGUCGACUCACCCUUCCUCAAAGAGGUGUUGUCGGAGCCGUGGCGUCUCUCCACCAGUCAGACUCCGGUGCAACAGAUGGAGCUGUUUGACCUGAAGAAUAACCCUGAGUUCAUCUCACUGGGCGGAGGCUUCGGACCGGUUGCUGAUGAUGGUUACGGAGUUUCAUACAUCAUCGUGGGCGAGGACAUGAUCAACUUCCACGUGUCGUCCAAACACUCCUGCAGCGAGACCGACUCCCACAGGUUUGGAGGUCAGAUCAAAAAAGCCCUAAUGGACAUCAUCACCGUCCUCUCCGCUGACGCCAAACCCUCCUCUUCCUCCAAAGGCCCGACCCAGAGCAAGAAGCAGCUCUGAGGCUGAGCUCUCCACCACCACCACAAAGACCCUAUCAUCCCAUCAAACAGAACCCAUUAUCCAGAUAUUAAAUAGAGUGGUGCAGGGAUGACGUGGUGCUCCUUAAAGGCAGCAUCUCCCUGGUUCCCUCCGCGAUAAACUAAUGGGAUUUUUCUAUUGGAUUUUAAAACUUAAUUAGCAGGCUAGCUUACCUCGCUAAUUCUGAAAACAAAAGUUUAUGAUAAUAACGCGUUCACUUCAGCAGGAUAAUCUCCACAUAUUAACACUACAACGUUCACCACCGCUUAGCUAAAGGUAUGUUAUGUUGCUGUAGUUCCUCUAUAGCCCAACAUUAGCCUCCUUUAGCUUAGCGGUGGUGAGGUGAAGUCAUGUGACCGUGCUGUAGUUCCUCUAUAGCCCAACAUUAGCCUCCUUUAGCUUAGCGGUGGUGAGGUGAAGUCAUGUGACCGUGCUGUAGUUCCUCUAUAGCCCAACAUUAGCCUCCUUUAGCUUAGCGGUGGUGAGGUGAAGUCAUGUGACCGUGCUGUAGUUCCUCUAUAGCCCAACAUUAGCUUUUUACUUCAGAAAUAUGUGCAGAUUAUCCUGCUGAACAAAAGGUGGACAGGAAGUGCUAAAAUGCUGACUCAUUCCUGCACCAGAUUAUUUUAAGGGCUUUAAAGCAUCGAAUAAACUAACAAAAGUGCAUUUUAUAUCAAAGAUGAUAACAUAACUUUUAGGCCUGGUUCAGAAGACGCUCUCCACCCACACUCCCAUCGACAUGAUUUGCAUUCUUCCACUAAAAGUUAAAAAGCCAGGACAAAGCUAACAAAUAUUCUUCUGUAAAUGUUUUGUACUUCCUUUUUUCAGCGCCUUUUCUGUCGUUUAGAUUUAGAUUUAUGAAGAGUGAAAACUCCACUUUCUGUGAGAAUAUGAAACUGUGACGGUGGAUUUUUUAAAGUAAGAGGGAGCACAGGUCAGCACUGAAGAGAGGAGGAAGUCUUUAAGAGGUUAAUCUGCCUGACGACUGGCAGACAGCAUUAAGAGUCUCUUAAAUCUCACUAAGAGUGAAAAGUUAGGGGUCGUGUUAAAGACCAGGAACACUUGGAGGAAGGGAGGUGUUAAAGGAGAUGGAUCUCUAUCAAGGGAACGUUUCUCACAAAUUCAAACUCCUUUCUUAUUCUAUAAAGUCCUUCCUGGUACUGACUUGCUUUCAUCACCUGAUCUCUGGACAAUCAUUAUAAAGCUCAAUCUCUGUUGCAUUAACUGGUUUAAAGUUUAAACAACACAGUAAAGAACAAAAUCCCACUCAAAAUCAAAGUGCUCGUUAAGUAGCUGUAUUAAUUUAUUUUAAGUCAUAGUGAUUUAAUGUUGUCUCUGGUUAAAAUAAUCUAAAUGAAUAAUCUAGAGUCUCAUUUUUGACUCCUUUGUCCUCGCGCAGCUCCUAUUGGCUAGCGCUCCAACACUUUGUACAUGAUGGGCGGGACAUCUCACAGCAGGUGGACCAAUCAGAGCAGACUGGGCUCUGGUUUCCGAAUGCUAAUCUGAUUGAAUACAGAGGAACAAAGGGAUUUUACAUAAUAAAAACACAACAGAAGUGAACUGAAGACCAGCCUCUAAAGACAUUAAAUAAUAGAAAAUAAAACCUGUUCCAAAAGAGUGGGUUUUUAGAUUAGGGGUAACUAUGAUGAGGUUCAUUAUCCAGUGAGUAUCAGGGUUUCAUUGUUUGAAAACCCUCAUAGCAGUGGAAUUUCUUCAGUAUCCAGGCAGUUUUCGGACAGCGAUCAGGCGUUAAAUAGUAAAUUGUAGUUAAAAGUGAUGAUUGUUUUAUUUAUAGCCCUGUUUAGGGAAGAUGGAGCAAAGAAGGAAGUGAGGAUUAAAGGGACUUUUCAAUUGUAAUAUUUCUGCUGAAUCAUAGAAACCUUCUCUAAUGGUCCUGAGUGCCCCACCCCCCAACCGUCUCCCCAAAUUCAUGUUUUAUUUUUUACAAAAGUCCCCCUGUGGUUAGCUGUGUUUUCUUCAGAUCGUAGAAAAGGACUGAGAGUGCCGUUGCACCGCAAUGCAAAAAAUGCUCCUCCAAUGUGACUGCAUGUUGGGUCUGAAUCUGCAGUUUCGCUCACACAUUGCAAAGUAAAAGGGAUCAGUCUGACUCUUGGACGCUUGAUAGUGGAAAUGAACCAUAAAGUCCACUGGUUUAUUAGUUUAGGAAGGAGACAAAAGGCAGUAAUCCUGUAACAGAUUUCAAACAAAUGCAACCAGAUGUUUCCGGUCCCUCUCUCACCCCGUCAGUAUGGCUCCUCCUGUCACAGUUGUUACAUUCACAGGAACAGAUUGGAGGUUUUUUGUGCUUAUGAGGGUCUUAUCCGGGGUCGGUGCAGGAGCUCCAGCACGGAGACAAAGCCUCCAGGCGGCAACAAUCACUUAGAGAAUCGUUCAUGGGUUCUCAAUCCAGCAAAACUGUGCCAACACCUUCUGAAUGCACGGAAAUCCCCUUUAAUAGUCAAAAUGAAGAUUUCUGAGCAAAUAUAUUGAAUAUUAGGACGAUUUGUAGUGUUUGUGCAUUCAGUCUGAAUCAACCAUGAAUACUGUUCAGAAAUGUGGAUUUAUUGGCAUGUUAAAGAGCAGUAGGUUAUAUCUGUUAACUUCACUUUGAAACCAGAAAUGACACUUAAACCAUGUGACGGUAACUCGGAUCGAGGCCUGAUUUCCGUGCCCUAACUCCUGUCUUCUUCUCCGGAUGAGAGCCGACAGAUUAACGUCCUUUCCCUGAAUCACGCGUGUGGCAGAGGUUCAGAAAAACAGCUCAAUGCAAUGGUGUGUCUGUGUCUGUGUCUGUGUCUGUGUGUGUGUGUGUGUGUGUGUGUGUGUGUGUGUGUGUGUGUGUGUGUGUGUGUGUGUGUGUGUGUGUGUGUGUGUGUGUGUGUGUGUGUGUGUGUGUGUCUGUGUCUGUGUCUGUGUGUGUCUGUGGGGGGGUGUUUUAAAUAACCUUGGACCUCCUCUGUUUGUGUCUCAGGUUAAUUAUUAAGAGGCUCAUUUUUCAAACUGUUGUUCUGCCCAUUUACAUUUAUUUUCUCUGUUACACACACACACACACACUCACACACACACACUCAGUCUUUGAUAAACCUCUCAACACUUUUUCUACAGUACACAUUGCACACGGACAACUCCUCUACAUGAGCAGGAAACAUUUCCCCAUCGCAGUUCCCCUCUUUCCCGUGUCCUUUUUCAGGAGUCUCUGCGUCUCUUAUCGAGGCUCUAUUCUGCUUUUUGGUAGUAGUACCCCUCCUGUAGUGUGUUAGUGCAUGUCAAUGGUCUGCAGAUGCUAAAAUCCCAAAGUUCUGGGACAUAGAGACAUCACUAUGGGACAGGCGCGCUCCUAUUGGAUAGCGCUCCAACACAUUGUAGGUGUGAGGCUAAGGGGGGGGACAGCUGGAUACAGUAGAUUCAGUUUAAAGGAUCAAAUGAAAACCUACUGUUAUAUAUAUUCUAAUAGUAUUAUGGGAUGGUUGUUAUCAACAGUUUGGACAAUGAGCCUCUCACUAGAUUUAGCAGCAGGUCAUAAUUAGCAUGUUAGCAUUAAUAGUAGCGCUGGUUUCUAACAGGUGUUUGUUAUCAGUGAUGUUUCUGAGUUAACACUCCAGAAGAUGAUGAUGAUGAUGAUGAUGCUUCUGAAGUGUAUCUAAAUGUGGAUUUUCUUAAGAAGGCCUUUAACCUCCGGUGACGGCGUGGGAAAUAAAAAACUUGCCGACCCUAAA